AGCUGGCAUUGGCAGUCCCUCCUUUUGCAUGCUGCUCUGCUAGGCUCUCCUUUGGCAAACCUGAGUUUUCCCGGUGCAUAGGCAGGAGCAGAGGGAAGGGGACUGCUGUUUAAUUAGAGGGUUUAUAGCAGUGAUUGAAUUAAUCCUCUCCGAACGAGGAGCGGCCGAGCGCGGACUCGGCGGCCGGCGGAACGCUUGUGAGGGGCCCGAGCGCGCGGCGGGAGCGGGCCGGAGCGCACCGCCUGAGCGGCUCCGUAUCCAUGGCAACCGCCGGGCCGCCGCCGGCACUGGAAGAUGUCUGCCGGGGAUCGGCGCUGCGCCGCGGGCUUCGCGUUCCGCCCCCUGCCCCAGAAAGCUUUCCCCUGCCUGGAGGACAAGGACAUCCGGGACCGGCUCCACAAAUGAGCUAGCCAAGAUGUACCUCAGCUUCGCAGCGCAGCAGCUGGGCUUUCCCCGCCUCUCCAAGGAGGGGCGGGAGCCGGUUGUAAGUCUAUGCAAGGCAGGAUCACAGCACAAGCGUUUGGUUUUGACCAGCAGUUUAAACCCUAUCAAAAGGAUGAAUUUGUUACGGCAUUUUUUAAUGAUCAAAAUGUGAACUCUAGCUUGAAGUUACUCUCAGCUUCAGGACAAUGGACUACACUGGGUUCCAAAGUAACAAAAAUUGAAGCUACACUGGUGCCCUGUACAGAGAUUUCCAUGUCAUUUUUUGAUCGGCUCUACUCUGAAGGAAUUGUUAGAGAAACUGGAGAUAUUGUAAAAUGUUUUGAUGACUAUUACAAUGAUAUUCUUAUCUCUGAUGAAUUAAGAAAGGUCUUGCUUCUGGAAGAUUCAGACCAUUAUGACAUAUUCAAUCCAUUGGAUCGCCAGGAAUUUCUGUUCUGUCUUUUUAAGCACCUUUGCAUUGGAGGAACUCUUUGCCAGUUUGAAGAUGUAGUUGGCCCAUACUUAGAAACUACAAAAGCAUUUUAUAAAGACUUAGUUAGUGUUCAAAAGAAUCCUGAAACAAAAGAAAUAAGCAUUAUUUCCACAGUCUUCAGAGUGUCUGCAUAUGACAUUAAUGGCCUGUGUUACCCUUCAAGCAAAAGCCACAAUCAGACUUUUGCGUACCUGGUUGUGGACUCCUGCAAGCGGCACGUGAACACUCUGUAUCACAGCUUCGGUGGAGGCUUGUUUACGGACUAGUUACAAACCCGACUGUCCUCUGGUGUUACAGUGGAGUGGCCUCCUCUCUGCACAGGUGCAAGUAGGAACUGCCCAGUUGUCUUGCGAAGAGCGCCCGCUCCUCAG
Messenger RNA from Pezoporus occidentalis (night parrot), 1287 nucleotides. RefSeq names its product cilia and flagella associated protein 300 (gene CFAP300). The transcript is spliced from 8 exons. Lineage: Eukaryota; Metazoa; Chordata; Aves; Psittaciformes; Psittacidae. The record is from RefSeq and is a predicted model, not a curated record. The coding region runs from base 493 to 1182 and encodes 229 amino acids.